Molecule: messenger RNA, 7977 nt
Organism: Symbiodinium necroappetens
Lineage: Eukaryota; Dinophyceae; Suessiales; Symbiodiniaceae
Source: the annotation of a GenBank genome assembly
AUGGUCAUACCUGGCAACCCCGCGGUGCAGCCGCAAUGGUUCUCCUAUUUCCUGACAGACAUUUUUCGUGUUGCAGAGUUUCUUGAUCUGCCGUUUGCCUGGCCGAAUCCGGAUCCUGUUGUGCAGUAUGUGGAUGAGCAGGGACAGCGCAGGACGGGCGAGGAGCAGCCGUACAUCUACCGGUUGACACGACUGGGAGUGCUGGCAGCAGAACAGGGUAAAGGUAUUGAGUUCGCCGACGAAAUCUCACGCCUCAUCUGGGGUGGCACGACCAACUGGCAUGAAGGCGUUCAUCUUGCAGAAGCCAGCGAUCGAGCGGGGCUAUCUCUGCAGGAGUUGGAUCAGCAGGCCAUAGACGACGAAAGCCGCUUGGAAACGGUCAUCGCACAUAACCAGGCCGACCAUGACAAAGCAGGCCACUGGGGGGUACCGACCUGCGCAUUCGAAGGCUGCGUUAACGCAAUGAAAAAACUGGCCAUUCUGCUGAUUACAGUGGCGGCAGCCGCUCUGGCGAUCGCAUUUUACAUUGGGUGGGAACGUUCCGAGAGAGCAGACCUCGUUAGUGCGCGCGGGUUACUGGAAGUCGACAAUGGCGACGCACAAUUCUGGUUGAUGCAGGGCGGAGCCAACAAUCGUUACCUACCUUGCACGGUACACUACUAUUUUGAUCAACCAUUAGACGAAUCGCUUGUACUGAAUCGCCUUAAAGAUCUGGUCGCACCUUAUCAGAUGUUCAAGCGCAACGUCGUUGAAGUGGACGGUUUGCCUUACUGGCAGCCUGCCAAGCCAGACUGGCGCCAGAACUUUCGCCGGCUCUCUGCAGAAGAAAACAUGACCUCGGUCAGAGUUACAGCUGACAGGGCGCUUUCCCAGGCGCAGGAGGUGGGUGCUGGCAUCCCUUUGUUCAGAGCCUUUCUGUCUAACGAUGGUCGUCAGCUGACGUUCAUGUGGCACCACGUCAUUUCCGACUUUGAAGGCAUGUUCAACAAACACGCACGGCACCUGUUUCAGGUUGAUAUCGAGCGAACCAGAUUUGGCUAUCAGAUUGAAAACCCAGGACGCGCGGAGCAGGCAGAUGACGCCACCUCCCCUCUCCUGCGUCUCAACAGGACUUUUGCGGAGCGACCCCUCGGCUUCGAAGAGACCGGAUUUGACGUCAGGAAGUUUGUCCUGCCGAUCGAAGAUAAGGCACUGCACGAUCGAGGACGUACCAUGGGCCUGCCAAUGAGCGAUAUUUUUUCGUUCAUCACCAUGCGGACCGUGACCCUCUACCAUGAAUCCAAGCAAGACGGAAUGCAGAGCAGCCUCCGUCCUGUCGUCAGCCCACUCAGUCUGCGCAAGAGUUCCCUGGCAACCGAUGAGGGCAACAACCGGGUGACAAAGCCGUUCCCCCUGGUGUUCCCGCUGGAGAGCGUCGAGGUUAUGUACCAGCGAAUCCUCUCGCUGGCGCCAGCUUCAGGCUCCUAUGACAGGGCGGGCAGAAUGCUGAAAGUGGCACGGCAGUUUUCCUUUCUGGAAGCACCCAUGCGCAGGCUGGGAUCUCCUGACUACAUCUCUAACUAUUUCCCUCUUGCAGACAUGCCGUUUCGCAUGGAAGACGCUGUCGUCACCAGUCACGAACUGAGAGUGCCGAUGGUGCCGUAUGAACGCACCAAGUUCGCCUGGUCUAACUAUAACGGAGAGGUACAACUGUUUCUUCACACCGACCCCAAGCUCGUUGAUGCUGAUCUGAUGGCUGCCUCCUAUGCACAUGCGGAAGAAGAGGCGUUUCACGAGACGCUGACUUAUGAAGAAGUGCUGGCCACUCAAGCCAUCAUGCAAGGCUAUAUCACUCCCGCAACGGGAUCGAAUGUGGUCCCCCAGGUGGAAGCCGCAGAUGGAACAUGGCUGCAGGAUUCGAGCGAAAUCAUCGACAUACUGGAAGCACGACAUCCGCAGGCGCCGGUGGUUCCUGAAGGCGCUCAGCAACGCCUUGUCUCCUAUCUGUUAGAGCUUCUGGCAGAUGAGUGGAUGCUGCCCUGGGCGUUCUGGGAGCGGUGGCACUAUUCCCUGGCAUCCGUUCAGCCGAACCACGAACCCUGGAAUGCACAGCAGUGGGGACGGAUCUUCGCGCCCGAUCAAUCCGGAUUAGAAAGGCGCAAGGCGGCCCGCUUCGUUUUCCGUGAAAUCAUGAAAAUUGAUGAUCCGCAAAAUGCGGAAUCAGGCCCUUUUGCAGGUUUACCUCAGCUGGGUGUUACAGAAAAAACGGUACCAGCCUGGACAAGCAGUAUGCACCACAUGCUGUCGAUUCUGGAAACGCACUUCAACCAGCAUGACUAUGUGCUGGGCGGACGUCCGACACUUGCAGACUUUGCACUCCUGGGUCCCCUCUAUCCACACCUCUAUAACGAUCCGGUGCCCGGUUUCAUGAUGCGUACGCAGUACCCUCUGGUGUGCGAAUGGAUUGCUCGCGCCAACGGAUCUACUGAGGCUGGCGCGAGGAGUUACAGGCAAUCUGGCUACCACCUCGAGCAGGGAUCACUGGUGCGCAUUUGUGGCGCCAGCGACGGAGGUGACAUGCUUCCCGAUGAUACGGUGCCGGAAACACUGCUCCCGCUGAUUGGUGUCUUUUUCGACGAAAUGUGGCCGGUACUGAAAAGCAGCAUUGACGUGCUGACCAACUACAUCGCCAGCGGCAAACAUCCUGCCGAUAACCCUUUGCCCUCCAAGAGCUUUUAUUCGCCGGCCGAGUUCAGGGCGCUACAGUCCAAUGGUGGUGCACUUACCCAUGAAUUUAAGCUCGGUGGUGUAAGCGAAACCCGCAUGGUCUCACCCUAUCAGGUAUGGAUGCUGGGUCGCAUGAGUGAUGCGAUGGCUGAGCAUUUCAAUGAUCCGCAUCAAAGUGCACGGCUUGAGGAUUUGCUUGCUGCUUUCCGGGUUGGGCAGCAGAUGCCCGAUGUUCAGUGCGCUACGGCAGAUGAUACCCACUUUGAUCUGCAUGCAGAUCGAGCAGGCAGGCAGAUGAAAGAUUUUGAUGCGGCGAAUAUUGCCGUAUACGCGCUCAGUUAUGACGAGGCAGAUGCACUGCGAGAUUUUCGUGAUGCCCACGAUGUCACGUAUACGCUGCUUUCCGAUCCGGAGUCUGAUGUCAUCAGAUCAUUCGGUAUUCUGAACACGCUGAUCAAUGAGAAUGACCACCCCUGGUACGGCAUUCCUUAUCCCGGCACCUAUGUCGUCAAUGCCGACGGCAGAAUUAUACAAAAGUUUUUUGAGAACAACCUGGCUGUCAGAGCCGGUCCGGAACAGUUGCUGCGCGCGGCACUCGGCCAGUCACCGGAGGCCACGAAUGACGGCGUCCCCGAGACAGUCGAAGAGGUUGAGGUCAGCGUUCACCUUGACGGGGCCAGCCUGACGCCCACUGUACAGAAAGACCUGGUGGCACAAUUUCGGGUCCCAGCCGGGCAGCACGUUUACGCGAACCCCGCGCCGGUCGGUUCGAUUGCGGUUGAUUUAAUCCUGGACGACCACGAGGGCCUGGUACACAGAGCCAUCAUUCGUCCACCGGCAGAACCGCACAGCCUCGCCGGCACAGAUGAGACCUUUGAUGUUUAUCACGAUGUUUUUCAGCUGAGAUUACCCCUGACAGUCAACAAUGCCAGCCAGCCUGAAAUUACAAUCGCCGGGGAACUGAUCUGGCAGUCCUGCGACGAUCAGGUCUGCGGCAUUCCCGUUCGCAAGCGGUUUGCGAUCACGCUGCCAGUGACGGCGUCUCCACCAGUUGCACUGGGCAGCAGGAAAGGCGCCGCCCUGGAACCCAAUGCCAUGGCCCAUUUUGCAAAAAUGACAGAACGACGCAGGAUGAUCCUCUCGGUGUUGUUCGAACCCAUCCGUCUGGAGUUCGGCGCAACCGAUACGCAGAUGGGCCUGCUGGGCGGCCUGUCGUUUGCUCUAUUCUACGCAACCCUCGGCCUGCCGAUCGCGCGGCUUGCAGACCGCUACAACCGUCGGCUCAUCAUCGUCACCUCCCUCGGCCUGUUCUCGGCGAUGACUGCCAUGAGCGGACUUGCUCUGAGUUUCCUGAUGCUGUUUCUGUUUCGCAUCGGCGUCGGUAUUGGUGAGGCAGGUGUCAACCCGGCGAGCCAGUCAAUCAUCGCCGACCUGUACCCGAAAGAACGGCGGGCGACCGCCAUGUCGAUCCUGGCAGUUGGCGCACCGGUUGGCAUGAUUGGCGGCUUUCUCAUCGGUGGACUGGUCAGUCAGAUGUUUGGCUGGCGGGCCGCCAUGUUUGCGGUGGGUGUUCCGGGUGUGGUGCUUGCCAUCCUCAUGUUCUACUUUCUCCGGGAACCUGUGCGCGGGGCAACAGACAUAUCGCCGCACACACAAGAGGCAGAUGCGCCCUCCGGGAUCUUACCGGCCGCCGGGUACAUGUUCCGUUCGCCGGCGCUGCGCCAGCUGCUUAUUGCAUCCACGCUCACCGGCAUGGCGUCUUAUGGCGCGUCCACCUGGUUGCCCACAUUCUUCGUCCGCGUGCACGAUCUUUCCCAGGGCCAGGUGGGCCUGUUGAUGGCGUUUCUUUUUGGCGGGCUGGGCGCAGUGGGUACUUUUGUGGGUGGUAGGCUGUUCGACAGACUGUCUGCACCCGGGUUUGAUCGCGGCCUUAAGAUGAUUGCCGUUGUGCAGGUGGCAACGGUGCCUUUCUCCGUCGCCGCCUACCUGGCAGGUUCUUUCACAGGCGCGAUUUUCCUUUUCAUGCUGCCUGCAUUUGCGGCUAACUUUUUCCUGGGUCCUACGCUUGCUCUGAUCCAGACGUUGUCACCCGUGCCCAUGCGCGCCGUGGCUGCGGCCAUCAAGAUGUUCUGCCUCAAUCUGGUUGGCAUGAGUCUUGGCCCCUUUCUGGUCGGGGCAACCAGCGACUGGCUUGCACCUGUAUAUGAUGAGCGAUCCCUUGCCAUAGCACUGGCCGUACUGACCUGUAUAUUGACCGAUUUACCUGACUACGAACGUGAGCACCUGCUCUCAAAAAACCAGCCACCACUGGGGCCACCCGCCUGGACACCGCUGAGCAAGCCAAUAUCUGAGCUGCGCAUUGCGCUGAUCACCACCGCAGGGCUGCAUUUUCGAGACGACCCGAACUUCGAAUUUGCCGAUGCCACCUUCAGGCCGAUUUCAGACGAUGAAGACGCAAACAAUCUCGUUAUGUCGCACAGCUCUGUCAACUUUGACAAAACCGGCUUUGCCGAAGACGUCAAUCUCGUCUUCCCGAUAGACCGUUUCCGGGAGCUGGAAGCACAGCAGAAGAUCGGAUCUCUAGCGACAGUGCACUACAGUUUUAUGGGUGCUGGCCUGGACCCACAAGCAUAUGAGAAAAGUGCCUCGCAGGUGGCCGGCCUUCUGAAACAGGAUAACGUCGAUGCGGUAUUCCUGACCCCGGUCUGCAUCAUGACCACCGGCAUCAGUCUGGUGCGUGAGAAUACCGAGAGCAUGCAGCCACCCCGAGCGCUGUGGGUGAGUUUUCCGCUUGGCCGCCCGCUGGGCAAGCCGGGUGAUGCUGCGUUUCAACAUCGCGUUAUCGACGCCGCCCUCAACCUGUUAAAUGAGGAACACGCCCCGGUGCUGGUUGAUUACCCGGAAGAUGCGCCCAGCGUUGCAAUCGAUGCUGCACCCGCCUGCCCGGUGUCAUUCGCAAAACCGGCUGCGGACACAGAUACCUGGGAAGCUGCACUGUUGAACGAACUGCAGACCCUCACCCCAUGGCAUGAUCUGGGUAGACGUCGCCGCAACGGUCGCACGCUGGUUGGUGCCUCCGAAUUUUCAAUGACCGAUAAUCUGCAGAAAUUAGGGCAAUUACUCGACAAUAACACGCUGCCGACCACAGAACUAAAGUGGUUCAAAGCAGCCAUUGAAGACGCCAAGGUGUUCUACAUAGAAGCACUCACUGCACAACCUGGCGACUAUGACCACAAACAGAUAGAGCAGAUCUACUGGCACGAGACCCGCUUGGGUGCCGCGACGAUCGAGUUUGCAGAACGGUUUCUUCAACAUCCUGAACUGGCCGCCUUUGCCAGAAUCAUCACGCCACGAAACGAUUUUGUUGCCGACAUUUCCGACAUCGAUUUAACGUCAAUGACGGAUGAGGACUUUGAAGCAAUCUACCAGGCCUGGCUCACCUAUGGCGUGCUGCGCAUCCGUGGGCAGCAGCUCGACGAGGACGAACUGCAGGCAUUCAGCGCUCGAUUCGGUCCGCUGGAAGAGAUUCCCAUGGGUCGCCUGCCCGAAUCUGAGCGUGCCAAAGUUAAAAACCGUUACGUCACCCAGUUAUCAAACAUCAUCGAAAACGGCAAACCCAUAGGUGGGCUUGGUAAUGCGGAGGCCAACUGGCAUUCCGAUAUGACCUACGUCGAGAAUCCUCCGCCCGCCAGCGUGCUGCUGGGUGUCGAAAUACCUGACGAGGGUGGUGAUACCUAUUUUGCUGACCAGAACGCAGCCCUCACCGCAAUGCCGCAGGCACUCAUCGAACGCCUGGCAAGCCUGUCCAUCAAACAUGACGCAGCGCAUACAAGUAUUGGCAAACUACGGCCCGGGUUCGAGCCCUUCGAUGACCCUCGUGAUGCUCCGGGGGCAAGUCAUCCCGCCAUCAUCACCCACCCGGAAACCGGGGAACAGACAUUGUAUCUGGGGCGCCGCGAGUGGGCUUACAUCGACAGCCUGCCACUUGAAGACAGUGAAGCGCUAUUGGAUGAAAUCUGGUCAUAUGCUGCGCGUCCGGAACAUGUGUGGCGACAGCAAUGGCAGCCGUAUGAUCUGAUCAUCUGGGACAACCGCCGCGUGCUGCAUCGGCGCGACGAUUUUGACCCGAAUUCACGUAGAUUGAUGAAGCGCUGUCAGGCAUUCAGACGCCAACCCGAAUGGCGUGCGAUGAACCCCGUAGGCAAAGUGCCGGUUCUGGAAGAUGGUGACCUGCGUAUGUUCGAAUCCGGCGCCAUGGUGGAAUACAUUCUGGCCCGCUACGGCGAGUGCCGAUUACAGCCGGAACCAUCCAGCGAGACUUUCGCACACUACCUGCAAUGGACUUGGUUUGGUGAGGCUACACUGUCACGUCCCCUUGGAGAGAUAGUUAACCAUCGCAGAGAAUUUCCCGGCGACCUGGAGAUCCCCGAGGUGGUUGCGGAAAUGGGCAACCGGGCCGGUGAGUGUCUGCUAGCGAUUGGGGACGCUGUCGAGAACAAACAGUUUAUUUGUGGUGAUGAAUUCACUGCUGCAGACAUCAUGCUGGGAUACGGCUUACAUCUGGCAGAGAUGUUAGGAAUCAACUACUUCAUGCAGGGCGCGCGCAUCACCAUGCGUAAAGACGUGCGCCCCUUUGUUUUCCUGCCUGCCGCCGUAAGCUUAGGUGUAAUCGUUGGCGGGCUGACCCUGGGCUUCAGCUACAUCAGCGAUUUAUCUGACUAUCUGAUUGCCAGCCUGCCCAACUGGUUAAGUUUUCUGCAGUGGAUAUUAGAACCACUGCUCUAUCUGCUGGGUGUACUGGUGGGCGCAUGGUCCUUUGGCUUUCUUGCCGCCAUCAUCGGUUCUCCGUUUCUCGGCGAUCUCGCCCUGAAGGUAGACAACAUGCCGGACCCGCAGAUUGCCUGGUACAAACAGAUUGCGCCAGCGCUGGGCCGGGAGUUGAGAAAACUCCGCUAUCACAUUCCACGUCUCUUACUGCUGUUGCUGCUCAGCGUUAUCCCGGUUGUUAACGCUCUGACGCCUUUUUUAUGGGUGGCUUUUGGUGCCUGGCUGAUGGCAGUGCAGUUCUGCGACUACACUAACGAGAACCGGCAAAAACCUUUUGAAGAUACCCUGACCACUUUGCAGGGCAACAAAAGCAAAGCGCUGGGCUUUGGCGCCUGCGUGACUGUGGCCAUGGCUGUGCCGCUGGCUAAUUUUCUGGUAGCACCCAUCGCCGUUGCUGGUGGCACUCUGUUGAUGAAAUCCAUACGGGAGAACCCAAAUGCUUAA